Molecule: messenger RNA, 507 nt
Organism: Acanthosepion pharaonis
Lineage: Eukaryota; Metazoa; Mollusca; Cephalopoda; Sepiida; Sepiidae
Source: the annotation of a GenBank genome assembly
AUGCUUUCCGGUCGGCUUGCGAGCCGUGCAUUAUUUUUAUUGUACAUCAAAGCUUUCUUAAUAUUUUUUGAGGAGGAACAUGCUUCUAUUCAAUCCUCUAAUAAAUUAUUUUGGUUUCUUCAACUAUCUAUCUAUCUAUCUAUCUAUCUAUCUAUCUAUCUCGGUUUUUUUCAUAUCUAUCUAUCUAUCUAUCUCGGUCUUUUCAUAUCUAUCUAUCUAUCUAUCUAUCUCAUUCUGUUUCUAUCUAUCUAUCUAUUUAUCUAUCUCGGUCUUUUCAUAUUUAUCUAUCUAUUUAUCUAUCUAUCUAUUACUCUAUAUCUAUUAAUUUCAUUCUUUCUUUCUUUUUAUAUUUAUCUGUCUAUCUAUCUACAAUCUAUUAGUCUGUUCAUAUUUAUCUUUAUUCAUUUCUUACUCCCUUUCUAUCUAUCUAUCUAUCUAUCUAUCUAUCUAUCUAUCUAUCUAUCUGUAUCAAUUUCCUUCUCUCUUUCUUUCUAUCUACCUAUUUAG